Molecule: messenger RNA, 6494 nt
Organism: Heterotrigona itama
Lineage: Eukaryota; Metazoa; Arthropoda; Insecta; Hymenoptera; Apidae
Source: the annotation of a GenBank genome assembly
AUGAUAUCGUUCUCGGAAGUUUGCUCGAACAGUAGCCUCCAGGAUCGAAAAGACUUGAUAAAUAAAGACGAUUGUGGUUCGUGUCGUUGAUAAGUGUCAUUGUACCAGCUUCGAGGCGUUCAUUUUGCGGUCGUUCUUCCGGAAGUUUCCGGAAGACACGCGCGGUCCGCGUCUAUUUCUGUGACACGAUCGUAAAUUUCGAUAAUUUACAAACAAUAACCUAUUAUCGAUCCAAGUGAAAUCGCCAUUAAUUAGCUGCUCAACUGUCAUUUCUAACACUUUUCUAAGGCAAUGAUCAGUUUUUCUAUUUUAUUUCUUUUUUUCAUUGAAGGAUAUGCCAAUGAAUAAUGUAUACACUUAAUAUGCAGUAUGAAAUGAUAGCGUGCAACAUAAUUAAUGAUCUUGAAAAUAAUAUUAAUUGAUAUUGGGAAAAAGACAGAAUUAUUGCAAAUUUUUUUAUUAAGGGAAUAAAAUUAUUAUUCAGUUUGUAUUUGUGGAAAGAAAUGAUUAUCAUCUGACAUGGAAGAUAAAUAAUUUUGUUAAAAUAAUAUUUUUAUCUCAAAGUAGAAUUUCCCUGUAUAAAACAAAUUUUUCUUCUUUCAGUUACUGUUAAAAGUGGCUCCGAGCAAAGAUCUGAGAGCGAAGCACAAGCCGAUGCUGCGUCGUCUCCAUCCAGUGUAAGUUGAAAAUCUAUUUUUAAUCAAAUUAUACUUUAUGUACCUAAUUUUUUUUUUUUCUGUCAAAAUUUCCGAGAGCAGAUUGUGUGUUUUUUUUUAAAUGAUCUACCUUCCAUAUAUUUUGCAGUUAAAAACAGAUUGAAUGUUUAAUAAGAUUUGGAAACAUUAGCAAUUUCUUAAAUCUUUUUUAUUUGAUAUAAUCAUUAAUUAUGAACUUCAGAAUUAACAACAUUUAACAAUUUCCUUAUCUUUAUAUUCCAUUCUAUAUUUACUAUUGUUCUAUUACAUUCGGUAUGAUUUAUUAAUACUUUAUUAUAUAUAGCGCUAUUAUAAAAUCAUGAGAGCCAACCGGAUCUAACAGUUUGCCGAUUUUUCAACCGAUUUUUCAACCGAUUUUUUCAACCGAUUUUUCAACCGAUUUUCCAACCGAUUUUUCAAUCCGCAGGUUGAAUUGCCAGAAAGCGCGCACUCGUGCCCAGCCUGUUCGGCCGUGUUGCCCACCUCUGGGGACUUGACGAACCACAUACAUGGCCACAACUCGUCCCGCAGCACCGACUGCAGCGGCGAGGAUGAGUACUGCUGCAACAUGUGCAACAGGGUGUUCAGCUCUUCCAGUUCCCUCAACAGGCACUUGUCGAUGCACACAGGUGCCCGGCCGUACAAGUGCAAGUACUGCGAAAUGGCGUUCACCACGAACGGGAACAUGAACAGGCACCUGAAAACGGCGCACAGGGGCGCGUCGCCUCACAGCUGCACAGAUUCGGAGGCUAGUACCAGCGGCAGUAACAGCAGCGACUCGGAGAAAUCCAAGAGGCGACAUCUCGAGGAGUACAACAACAACGAAAUCACGAAAAGGAACUCGCCGGAUUACGUCGAGGGGCAAAUGGUGGCGGUAGAGGUAGAGGAAGAGGAGGAGGAGGAGGAGGAGGAGCCGUUGUCUUUACCCGCGAAGCGCAAGUGUACGUACUCGAGCGACAACGAGACGCAGAAGAGGCACAAGAUCCUUUUGAACAGCUCGAGGACGGAAAUGAAGCCGAGACCGGAUGACAGUCAGAACAUCUGCACUUGUCCGGUGUGCGGCAGACAGGACUUUGGCAGUAGCGCCCUCUUGGAAGCGCAUCUGGAACGAAACCAUCCGGAGUUCCCCGCGAAAUGCGACAGUUGCAACCUGUCGUUCAAAAACCACCGGGUGUUGAAUCUGCAUCGGUUCAUGAUACACUUCGCGGAACACCCGGUGGGGAAUACGACGAGGAACCUGCGAAACUCCGUGGUCGGUUUCAACGAUUUGACGUUCGUCGACUUCUCGUCGGGCAAAUUCCCAGCGAUAGCCAGAGCCGUCUGCGAGCAGUCGCUUCACCGGCCGGCUUCCGGCGAGGUGGCUAAGUUCCAAUGCUCCAAGUGUCUGCGAGCGUUCCCUUGCAGAUCGGCGUUGGACGCCCACGAGAGCGACUGCGGCACCACGAACUCUCGGAGCAGAACGAACGACGGCCAGUCGAGAAGGGACGACUUCUUCGCCGGCCUGGACCUGCAGAACAAGGCCGCUCUGACGGAGGCCAAAGAAGGGAAAGACCUCGCCGACAUACAGAGCAUCAUAUCCGUCACUUCUGGCCCGAUAUUGCAAAAUUUCCCACGGUCAGACGCGAGCACGCCCGACAACGUGAAGUUCAAUCCGGGCGCGAGUUCUUCUGGCUCGUCUGGCACAUACUCCUCGGAGUACCACGAGGAAGAGGCGCAGGAUGCGUUCGCCGCGGAGUUCAGAAGGAUGAAAUUGAAGGGGGAGUUCCCUUGCAGACUCUGUUCCGCGAUAUUCCCGAACCUGAGGGCUUUGAAGGGCCACAACAGAGCGCACAUGGGCGUGGGACCAGGCAUGCCUUACCCGUGCAACAUGUGCCCUUACACCAGCACCGACAAGGCAACGUUGGUGAGGCACUUGAGGUCCCACAACGGCGACAGACCGUACGAAUGCUCCCUUUGCAACUACGCGUUCACGACCAAGGCGAAUUGCGAACGCCACGUGCGCAACCGCCACGGGAAAUUGACCCGCGAGGACAUCAAGAGCGUCCUCAUAUACCACCCGAACGAGGACUCGACGAACGAGAACGUGGGACGAACCUCGCCGAGAGUCAUGAAGGACGAAGUGAGGAAAAGCUUGGUUUUCUCAGCCGAACGAAGCGAGCUUCAUCACCAGGCGCAGGUGCACUAUCCUCCACCAGUCAGGGGAGAAAUCAGAAUAAUAGAGGAAGCGAAACUGCACAACGCUACGAUCGGAGCACACCAUGGUGCGAACCACUGCGACAAGAGCGAGGCAUUCUCGAGGCUCGGCCCGCCUAUGGCCGAGAUGAUCCAUCGCGGCGACGAUGGAAAGCCCGGCCAGGAUGCCAAGUCGGACUACUCUACGAAGUUAGAUGACGACUUAGAAUCGAGAUCGUCCGAAGGUAGCGUGUCUCUAGUCACCGAAACGAAGUCAGAACCGCACCAAAGAGUACAAUCUAGUCCAAUGAAUUUGAAGAAAAUUCUGAACCUGUCUGAGACCUCCGGCGAGGACGGGCCGCUGGACCUGUCCAUGGACGUGCUGGAUCUCAGCAAGAAGUCGAGGAACAAGAACGAGAACGACUUCGCUGCGUCGCACGAGCAGCAGUACGGUAAAAACCAGAAGGAACUGUACAACGCUGCCAGCCACUUGUUCCUGACGGAGGCGUUCUUAAAGGCUGGCCAGAGUAGCUCUCAGCCGACCUCCCUCGAAGCCCUGUACGCCAACGCCAUUUACAGAAACUUCGGCACGUAUCCAACCGGCGUUGGCGCUGGCAUUUUGCCGCCGUAUAUGUUCAAUCCUCACAUAUUCGGCCAGGACUUCGCCAUGAAGGACAGGUUGGAGAAAGACUUGGUCAGAGGUCUGCAACUGACCAGCGGAGGCACUUUGGUGGAACCGUCGACCAGCAGCGCAGGGUUCAGCGCAUAUUCCCAGAACAGAGACAUGAAUCCUCAGUCAGCCGACGCUCAGAGCGAGUACGCGAAGCUGAUAUCUUCCAAGAUGGUAACGAGUAAGGGCGUGACGAGCCGCGACAAGCCGGACAACAUGUCGUCGUCCAACUCGGUGAAAAUGGUGAUCAAGAACGGGGUGCUGAUGCCUAAGCAGAAGCAACGAAGGUACAGGACCGAGAGGCCUUUCUCUUGUGAGCAUUGCUCGGCGAGGUUCACGUUGAGGAGCAACAUGGAGAGACAUAUUAAACAGCAGCAUCCUCAACAUUGGAGCCAAAGACCGAGGGGCGGUCACUCAACGAGAGGAAGACCUCCUACCAAUCACCCUACGUUGCUGCAGAACCUUGGACAGCCGGCACCUCAGGUUCCUCAAUCGUACGUGAACAUUCUGCCAAAAAGCGAAGAACCGGCAGAAUUAACAAGACACUCCAUUUCAGACCAGGUAAAAUACGCGAUCCUGACGCAGAAACUCAGGGCGAACAAGAUCGAGGACAACGACUCUGAGGAAGAGUUAGUGAUAGACGAAGGUCCACAAGAGAAAGAGUGUCAAGAAUCUCAGGACCAGAAGGAGAAGAGCCUGUUGAGGGGGCAGUUGGAGGGAGGAGAAUCCGCGAAGGACGCUGCGGCGAAGGAGUCGUCGAGUCGAACCGACUCGAACGAGACUGAGCCCGAGAAAGAAGCGGACACGAAGGAAGAGACGACGAAUAUGGAGGGCCCUGCUGAACCCGACGAAAGAUCAGCUGACAAGGCGGAUCCUGGCAAAGCGUACAGAACGGGACCGGUCGAGGUGAAGAGCGAGAAAACGGAAGACGAAAACACCGACCUGGCUAGCGUCUCGGAAUUAUUGGACAACGCGUGCCAACAGUAUCAGGAGUUUCAGCCGCAAUAUCUGAGCGACGAGGAAGGGCUGGUGGCGUCGAACAGCGAAUGCCAUAAUUCGGGCAGCGACGAGAAGUCCGACUCGGUGAACUCGGCGAACUCGACGACCGCUUCGUCGAAGAAAAAAAAAAAAAAAAAGAAAAAGAAAUCCGCGUAUUCGAUGGCGCCGAACAAAGUGAUCUGCCCGUACUGUCAACGACCGUUUCCUUGGACGUCGUCCCUGAGGAGACAUAUUCUCACCCACACGGGACAGAAGCCCUACCAAUGCACUCAUUGCUCGCUUCUGUUCACGACCAAGUCGAACUGCGACCGUCACCUGCUGAGGAAGCACAAGACAAACCCUAACAAAGUCCACAGAGCGAGAAACUCCUCUUCUCCGGAUUCCCAGCCAACGAUCAAUAGCAACAACUCGUUCUCCACGAGGAACGUGCCGGAAAGGCCGUACAAGUGCAAUCAGUGUCCCAGCUCGACGUUCUCGACGUUGGGCAACCUGAAGAAACACCGUUCGACCAAGCAUGCUCGGAAAUUGAAGUCGCGGUCGGACACACCGUCCAGCGAACCUCAGAACAGUCCUCCGGAAUGUCCGAAGCAGAACAACGAGCAAACGGACUACGACAGCCAGUCUUCGAGCGUGUCCGAGGGCGUAGAGCCAUCCUCCGUAACGGCGAUUCCCAAGUCGAACUCCAACACGUCCUCGACCAACGACACGGCCAGGUCGAGAAGAUCCUCGCCGCGAACGUCGCCCGGACCUAGCGACGUGCCGUUCAAAUGCCACCUAUGCGACUGCGGCUUCGCGGAACGCCAAGAUUGCCUGGAACAUAUUAAGGCGAAUCACAAAAGGUCGUACGAGAUGCUAGUGGCGAAAGGAGCGUUGGACAUGGACAUCGACGCGAUGGAAGAGCAACAACAACCACCGCCGCAACACCAGACCAGCGACGGUGAAGAGAAACGAGGACGUUUCCCGGACUACAGCAACAGGAAGGUGGUCUGCGCUUUCUGCAUGAGGCGGUUCUGGUCCGCGGAGGAUCUCCGACGUCACAUGAGGACGCACACCGGCGAACGGCCGUUCUCCUGCGACAUUUGCUGUAGGAGAUUCACGCUGAAGCACAGCAUGUUGCGGCACAGGAAGAAGCACGAGUCCAUUGACUCGACGAUGUACGUCGGCACGAGUGGCGACGAGGAGAACUCACCGUCGCAACCAUCCACCAUGGUCGCAACGCAUGGUCAGCAACAACAGUUGCUGCUAACGACGAACAACGGAAAUCCUCACAUUCAGGAUAGAAUCGCGACUCACUUGCCGAGCGCCGCUCCAAUCGCAGCCAGCGACGCGGCACCGAGCGGAUUAAUCAGGUUCAAUCCAUACGAGAAAUUGACGACGUUAUCCGGGAAACUGGCCGGUAUCCCGCCAAAUGUGAACUCGGAGGUGGAGAGCACGGACAACGACUUGAUUUCAAACUUACUGGGGAUAGGAGACAAGAGUUUCAUCGACAAAGUACUGCAGGCAUCGCCCGACGAUGCUGCCAAAUUGUUGGGAGUAAAUCACAGCCACGAUACCACGCAAACUCUCCGCGUAUCUCUUUUUGUACAUAGAACCACGCGUACGUGCGAAACACGUAUUGUUUCUAGUAAGCUUACAGGGGUGAACCUUGCCAAUAUGAGAUCCUCAUGGAAACAAAAGGAUGACGAUUCUUACGUGCCACGAUCGAAAAAUUGGGAAGAAGAACGUCACGAUAAAUCGGGCCGAACCAAAAUCCAAAGAUGCAUUUUAGACAACGAAUUAACGGAGCUUUCCUCGCUACGAUAUGUGGAUAUGGGCUUUGGAUACUGUUUCGAGAAGCACCAGUUCUCUACUGGACACGAGAUUUUGAGGGGCGUAAAAAUGUUAGUUUCCGGUUUUUAUUUAUUAGUUUCGCAGAUACUAAGAAGGAAGGAAACUUUCGCAUAGAAAUUGCUCGAUAA